Messenger RNA from Dermatophagoides farinae (American house dust mite), 1912 nucleotides. The record is from RefSeq and is a predicted model, not a curated record. Lineage: Eukaryota; Metazoa; Arthropoda; Arachnida; Sarcoptiformes; Pyroglyphidae.
AAUGGCCACAAUUUUCAAUAAUAAUGUUGAUUGUAUAAUUGAAAUACUAUCAAAAUUAUCAUUAAAUGAUCGUGAACAAUGUCGUCGAAUAUCACAUUCAUGGUAUUGGUCUGCUAACCGAUUGGCUUCAAUACAACAAGAAUUGUAUAUUAUUGGCCAUGAUCGUCAUCAUCGUUGUCGAAAACAUUCACAUAUUCCACAACGAAGAGAAAAAAUUAUCAUUGAUGAUAAUAAUGGUGGAUCAACAACAGAAUUGAAUACAAUAUAUUGGCCAUAUCCAUUUAUACGUUAUCAAUGUUAUUGUUUAAUAUUGAAACGUUUUCCAAAUUUACGUACCAUUGGUUUUGAAUCAAUAAAUCAUUGGAAUGAUCAUAUGAUUGAAGAAUUGAUUAUUAAUUGUCCACAUUUACAUUCAAUAUCAUUCAUUCAAUGUUAUGGUGUUGGCCAAAGUCGUAUGCAUGAAUCGAAUCAUAUAAAUCUAACAUAUAAUGGUUGGCAAAGAUUAAUACAUUCAUAUGGUCAACAAAUUCAUACAUUGAUACUCAAAGAUUGUCAAAUUGAUGAACGUCAAUUGGCCAUCAUUGUUGAUGGAUUUCGACAAUUAAUACGAUUGGAUAUAACUGAUAAUCGUUUGGAACAGGCUACAGCAUUGCGUAAUUUAUCGCCAACAAUUCGAUCACUUUCGUUGGGUAAUCAUUUUGGAUCUGAAAUGGCCAUUCAUGAUUAUCAUAAUGAUAUACAUUAUAUACCAUUAUCAUCGAUUGUUUCUGGUUCUGGUUGUUAUUCAAUAACUGAAUUAUUUGUUCAAGGUUAUCUUGACAAUCAAUUCCCACGGAUUGUACAAAUGAAACAAUUACAACAUUUAACCAUACAUUUUUGGCGUACAUUAUUCGAUGAACAUGAUUCCAUUCAAUGUUUAUCAUCAAUUCGUCAUUUAAGCCAAUUACAAAGUUUAGAAAUCUAUCAUCAUAAUACACAUGAUACAUCAUUGGCAAUGAAUAAAGAAUUGUUGGAAAUAUUACGUGGCUGUCCAAAUCUUGAACGAUUAGUUUUUGAUUCAAAAAAUGGAUUCGAAUGUCCAUUCGAUGAUCGAAUGUUUGAAAGAAUGAAAUUGUACUGUCCAAAAAUGACAUCAUUAACCAUAAAUCCUGGUGAUUUUUCCACCACUAAUUGUUCAUUACAAACAUUGGCAACAUUUCCUCAUUUGAAACGAUUAAAAUUGAUUGAUUUUCCAGCAAUAAAUUCAGAAGGAAUUUUAUCAUUACUAAAACAAUCUCGUACAAUAACCGAUCUGAUAAUCCAAGAUUGUUGUUAUAUUGAUCGGCCAGAACAAUUUAUUCAAUCAAUCAUCGAUGAUGUUCAUCGUAUUCAAGAUAAUAAUCCAUUACGUCGUCAUUUAAAUGUACGAAUAUCAUCAACACAAACAAUGUAUCGAUUUUUAUCAUCGAAACCAGAAAUUCAUUCAAUAAAAUUAGGUGGCCAAAAUGGUGAUUCAUGUUUAACGAUGAUUACUAUUUCACAGCCACCACAAUCAUCAUCAUCAUCCGUAUAUUCAUUAUUUACAAAUUCAUCAUCAUCAUCAUCAUCGUCGUCAUCAUCAUCAUCAAUGGCAGCCAAAUUUAACCAAUCAUCUAGAUAUCUGAAAUAUUUUGGUCAAUUAUUUUAUUUAUCGAAUGAAAAUUUUACUAGGACAUUACUAUCAAUACCGGAUAUUGUAUCGAAUGGAAUGAAAAUUUUAUCAACAUUAACCAUUAUAUCAUUGGUUUUAUUAUGUAUUUUUUACAAUCAAUAUUUACCAAUUAUAUGGAUAGAUCAUUUUCCACCAUUCCUUCAUCAUCAUCAUCAUCGUCGUCGUCGCAGCAAUCUUCACCACAACAAUCAUCAUCAUCAUCAUCAUCAUCAUUACAUUUGA